AUGUGUUGGAGCUUCACCCCAGUCAAUGAUAUUGACGAAAUCCCCAGGAAUACGUUCGCCCUCCGCUGCAUCUUCUCCAUCUACCCUGGGGAUGACCGAAAUCAAACCAAACCCUCCACCGCAAGUAAGAAGGAUCUCGCACCGAUGUUGCAUCCCAAGCUUCCUGAUUUCUCUCUCGACCUUGCUGGGGUGGUAGCCAUUGCCGACCUCUCGACUGUCUCCCAACGCACGGUCAUAACUGGUACGGCCGCCCUGCUAGACUGUCUCAUACUCUGCCCGGGCUUGCACCUCCAGCAGCAUGCCUCCAAUCUCAACAAGGGCGAAUACCCGGCGGCCGCCGCGAUGACCAGUGGCUAUGUGUUCCGUAUUGAGAACCCAGCCACGGUGCACUACCUCCAGAAGAUCAGCAAGACAGCCCAUCUCACCACCGUCGAAGUCAUCAACAUUGACAACCAUAUGAGCUGGGCGGGACAGGCCGCUAAUGUCCUGUUCAUCACGGCCAAUGCCAACAUAAUCUCCGUCCUAACCUACACGAUAGCUGCUUCGCUGACCAUCGCUGUCCUCGUUUGCCUGAUCCUAAUGAAGGAUUGGUGGGGCCUGUUUGUGAUCCUGAUUAUGAUUCUCGCGCGCGCCCUCAACGUGAUUUUAAUCCGUCUUCGGAGCCGGCUAGGCUGGAUCGGCGCAUCCGAAACGGGCCGAAGCGAUCUGCUCGUUCUACUGAGCCAAGACCGAUGGGUGCGUAUUCAGGGCGCCAUCGACGAUGUAAAAGCCGUCACGGCGGGCCAGUGGCUCCGCGAGAUGGAGGCCUACGAGAGCUGGGUUGCCGCCAUCGCCACUGUACUUACUUACCUCGAUGCCGCUCUUGCCAGCAACGCAACUCAAUUUGGAAAACUCCUCCUGGUCUUGCUGUUGAUUGUCUCAGCUGGUUUGCUUGCUGUUGCUAAUCAGUUCACCACUAAACUGCAGAUGCACGGGAAUGUCUUGGAGGUAAGAGGGAAGCCUCAUAAAUACCAGAGACGCUUGGACAUGGCUGAGCAGCUUAUCGCGGAGCAUGGAGGGAAGAGGGGCUGGGCACUUCGACUAGGGCUGAUAAAUUCGGAGGACUAUUUUGAUUCGGACGUGGAAUCUCGAGGAGGUUCGGCUUCGUCGGCCACCGGGUUGGGAAGCCUGGGGGCCGUGCGUCGGAAAGCGGGCACGGUCGAGGGGAUACAUGCUGUCACGAUGUGA
Messenger RNA from Aspergillus welwitschiae, 1227 nucleotides. RefSeq lists its product as uncharacterized. Bases 1 to 1227 code for a protein of 408 amino acids. The transcript has a single exon. Lineage: Eukaryota; Fungi; Ascomycota; Eurotiomycetes; Eurotiales; Aspergillaceae. The record is from RefSeq and is a predicted model, not a curated record.